Messenger RNA from Dentiscutata heterogama, 184 nucleotides. Lineage: Eukaryota; Fungi; Glomeromycota; Glomeromycetes; Diversisporales; Gigasporaceae. The record is from the annotation of a GenBank genome assembly.
UCGUGUAAUUAAUUCAUCAGAAGCAAUUUAUUAUAGUCAUCAAGAUCGUGGUCCAUGGUUUUAUAACUUUGGAGUGAAUGAUAAUCAUUCUGGCCGUGACAAAUGGCAAUAUUAUAAAGUUAAUAAUUAUCAAUUGCCAAUCAGAAAUACAAAGGAUGGAUUUUUUUCAGUAAAUGAUUACGAA